This is a messenger RNA of Entrophospora sp. SA101, 744 nucleotides long. The record is from the annotation of a GenBank genome assembly. NCBI's taxonomy places the organism in Eukaryota, Fungi, Glomeromycota, Glomeromycetes, Entrophosporales, Entrophosporaceae.
AUGAUUUUAAGACCAGAUAAAAAUACCAUAACUGAACCGCAUCAUAUUUGGCCAACAUUAACAGAUGAAGAAUGGAUAAAGGUUGAAGUCGCAUUGAAAGAUUUGAUACUGGCAGAUUAUGGUAAAAAGAACAAUGUGAAUGUUGCUUCGUUAACUCAAUCAGAAAUACGUGACAUUAUCCUUGGUAUGGAGAUAUCUGCACCAUCUCUUCAAAGACAGCAGAUCGCGGAAAUUGAAAAACAAACCAAAGAACAAUCACAGCUAACAGCUGUCACUACAAAAACUCAAAAUAUUCAUGGAGACGAAAUGAUUGUCACGACUACAAGUAAUUAUGAACAGCAAACAUUUUCAUCGAAAACUGAAUGGCGUGUAAGAGCAAUAUCGUCAACAAAUCUACAUUUACGUACAAAUCAUAUUUAUGUCAAUGCUGAAGAUAUAAGAGAUACUGGUUAUACUUAUGUAUUACCAAAGAAUGUUUUGAAGAGGUUUAUACAAAUAGCAGAUCUUCGUACACAAAUAGCAGCUUAUAUGUAUGGAAUAUCGCCUCGUGAUAAUGCACAAGUUAAAGAAAUUAGAGCUCUAGUCAUAGUACCACAAUAUGGUACACAUCAAACGGUCAAUUUGCCUAAUAUGGUGCCAGAUAAUGAGUAUCUAAAAGAUUAUGAACCAUUAGGUCUUAUUGUCACUCAACCAUUUGAAACUGCACAAUUAUCACCAACAAUACUCUCUUUACAUGCUAAUUAG